Molecule: messenger RNA, 1984 nt
Organism: Misgurnus anguillicaudatus (oriental weatherfish)
Lineage: Eukaryota; Metazoa; Chordata; Actinopteri; Cypriniformes; Cobitidae
Gene: ubl7a
Product: ubiquitin-like 7a (bone marrow stromal cell-derived)
Biological process (GO): ubiquitin-dependent protein catabolic process
Cellular component (GO): cytosol
Molecular function (GO): polyubiquitin modification-dependent protein binding
Source: RefSeq, a predicted model, not a curated record
UUUGAGAAAUGUCAGUGCAAGCCGUUUUCAGUUUGGUUAGCUCUUAAAUUUAUUUUAGUCUAGGACUAAUCUAAUCCCUGUCCAAAAUGUGCUUGAAACAUUUGGUUGUAUCCUGUAAUUUGAUUUCAUUGAUCCAUAACAACAUUGCCCUCUAUGUUCGGAAGAAAGUAGCGCAGCCUGUUAUCGCGCAGCGUACUACACUACCCACAUACACCAGCGGCGUGACGUCACGACGCUUGAACCGUAAACAGUCACUUGACACUAACAUCAUCUCUGAAGAAAGGCAGUCCGCGUUUAAAUCUGACUGAUAUUUAUAUUUUUCGUGCGUAACCGCAGAAAAUAAUUUGCGUGAAAGUGUCACUCGUGCAGCAGAUCAAUGGCGGGAUCCGAGUGGCGCGUGUCGUUAAAGCUGAUAGAUCAACCUUUAGUGCCGAAGUCAGUGCUGCAGUUUCCAGAGACUGAACCUGGAGAUGUUCCUCCUGGAGAAUAUCGGGUCUCUACUCUUAAACAACUCGUUUCUGCACAGAUCCCUGAUGCCAUACCUGAUCCUGACCUCAUAGGUCAUGACCCAAAGGUUUCCAACUGUGCUUUAUGCAUCUCAGAGUUGGUGUACUGUGGCAGGAAGUUAAAGGAUGACUUGACCCUAGACUCAUAUGGGAUUCAGUCUGGAUCUACUGUUCACAUCUUGAGAAAGUCAUGGCCAGAACCCGAGAUUCAGCCUGAGCCAGUGGACAAGGUUGCCGCCGCGAGGGAAUUUCGUGUCUUACAAGCAGCUCUUCACACCAGCACUGCAUACAGAGACUCGGUCUUCAAGAUGUUAAACAACAAAGAAUCUCUGGAUCAGAUUAUAGUUGCAACACCCGGGCUGAGUAGCGAUCCUGUAGCUCUAGGGGUGCUUCAAGACAAAGACCUCUUCAUACAAUUCACAGACCCGAACAUGCUUGACACGUUGGUUAGUUCUCAUCCCGCAUUGGUUAACGCCAUCAUCCUGGUACUUCACUCUGUGGCCGGUAGCGUGCCACCCCAGCAGAGCGCCAACUCCUCCAGAAAUGUGUCAUCUAGCUCCUAUAGUGACAUGCCAGGAGGUUUCCUCUUUGAAGGAACGUCUGAUGAUGAGGAUGAAUUCCAACCGGGAAAUCGUGGUGGACCAUCCAAUCUUGCCAGUGGUUUGGCAGGCAUGAGACCAGCUUCACUUGGUUACAAUGGAGCCGUGGGUCCCAGACCCAUCACUCAAAGUGAGCUGGCCACAGCUCUGGCCCUUGCCAGCACCCCUGAGAGCAGUGCUGCCACGCCAACUACAGGAAACCAGGGUCCAUCCUCAGGUGUGUCUCCUAUCCCUGCAGGGACACCCAUAACAAAUGAUCUUUUUAACCAGGCACUACAGCAAGCCCUUCAGGUGUCAAGCAUGUCCAGCUUACAGAACCAGUGGCAGUCACAGCUCCAGCAGUUACGGGACAUGGGUAUUCGUGAUGAGGAGCUCAUCCUGAGAGCCCUGCAGGCCACGGGUGGAGACAUCCAAGCUGCUUUGGACCUCAUAUUCGCUGGAGGGGCACUAUGAGUCUGUUCUCUGAAAUAAAACCGGAUUGUGAUAUAAGCCCUAUUUAUCUCAAAAUGUUUUAAGUAGCAUUUGUCUUUUAAGUACGUAAAUUGAAUUCGAGUGUAUAACACACUAUCGGCUGAAAAAUCCCACAAUGUUACACGCUGGCUGUGUUGGUACACUAUAUUGUUAAAUUUUUGGGGGUAUAUUUAUAAUUGCUUAAAGCUCAAGUUUGCCUGACAAUCAGACAAUCGUUUAUGCUUUGUUUUUGUCAUUCAUGAAACUGUUAUUUAAAUAUCGUAUUACUCUAUUUAAAAAAAGCAACAACGUUGCAGCGCCAUCUGGUGUGACAUUGUAACAAAUGUAACUUAACGUGAAAUUGAAAAUGUAAAUGUCAAUAGAGAAUGCUGUAAGUUAAAUAUUAAUAAAAUGUGAAAAAAAUUGUGA